This is a messenger RNA of Pyricularia oryzae 70-15, 2775 nucleotides long. RefSeq lists its product as uncharacterized. NCBI's taxonomy places the organism in Eukaryota, Fungi, Ascomycota, Sordariomycetes, Magnaporthales, Pyriculariaceae. The transcript has 2 exons. Gene Ontology annotation, cellular component: RNA polymerase II, holoenzyme. The coding region runs from base 463 to 2775 and encodes 770 amino acids. The record is from RefSeq and is a predicted model, not a curated record. Gene Ontology annotation, biological process: mRNA 3'-end processing. Gene Ontology annotation, molecular function: RNA polymerase II complex binding.
UUUCUUUAUUUUUUUUUUCCGACGUCACAGCUCCCCUUUCCCUUCGUUGGCCGGCACCCAUGUUGAUUCGUUUCUUACGAGCUUACAGUGUGAGGCUUAUCUAAUUCAUCUUCUCGGUUGGAGAAGCUGCAGUAGACGAGCUUGUUGCAUACUGUUGGUUCACAUUCCUUUUAUUCUUUUUUUACCUUUACCUUCCUUUUUUCUCAUCCCCUUCCAACCCUUUCAUUCUUUGCAGUCACUGCCCAUUGCUGCCUUCCAUUCAUUACGGAGCAGGUCUCAUUCGUUUGCCAAAGACCUCCUAUUUGAUAUUGUAGGCUUUGGUGUUUAUUUUUUUUUCGUCGCGAGGGAAAGGAUCGAAGAAAAAGAGAACAACAACCACUGCUCAUCCAGAAGCAGUUGUCAGUCCUUACCCAUUUUCACCCGUGAUACCAACGAGUCUGCUCGUAGCAGACUACAUACAUAAUGCUUCCCCGAGUCUCACUCGUCCUAUUUGCCCUCUUGGCCACAGCGACUGCCUCGCCCGCACGAGCCGACAAGAGGAACCCGCCGCCGGCACCCGCACAGCCUGCCGAGUGCAAACCGACGACCAUCACCGAGCACGUCACGCAGACGCAGCACGUCACCAAGGAGGUGAACCACACGCUCCCGCCGCAGACGGUCGAGAAGACGCUGCCUCCGAAGACUGUGGAAAAGACACUGCCCCCGAAGACGGUCGAGAAGACGGUUGAGAAGACGGUCCACGUCACCCAGACCGCCACCAAGACGCUCCCGCCGCAGACGGUUCACGUCACCCAGACUGCCACCAAGACGGUCCACGUGACGCAGACCGCCACGAAGGAGGUCACCAAGGUGCAGACGAAGGAGGUUACCAAGACACUGCCGCCUCAAACGGUGCACGUGACCCAGACCGCCAUCAAGACGGUGGUCUCGACCAAGGUUGAAAAGAAGGAGGUCAUCAAGACGCUUCCUCCGUCGACCGUCGUCUCGACCAAGGAGGUUGUCAAGACCCUGCCUCCCCAGACGGUGCACGUCACGCAAACGCAGACCAAGGUCCAGACUAAGGAGGUGGUCAAGACGGUCGUCCAGACCCAGACCAAGGAGGUGGUCAAGACGGUGCCCGUCACCCAGGUCAAGGAGAAGAUCGUCACCCAGACCCGCGAGGUGCCCGUUACCAAGGUCCAGGAGAAGAUUGUUACGCAAACCAAGGAGGUGGUCAAGUCGAUCCCGGUUACCCAGGUCAAGGAGAAGAUCGUCACCCAGACUCGCGAUGUCGUCAAGACGGUUCACGUGACUCAGACCAAGGAGGUGGUCAAGACCGUCCCCGUUGUGCAGACCCAGGUCGUCAGCAAGGUCCUUACGCAGACCCAGACCCAGACCCGCGAUGUUGUCAAGACCGUCCCGGUGGUCUCGACCCAGGUCAAGGAGGUGGUCAAGACGGUCACCUCUACCCAGCAGGGACAGCCGGUGCAGGUUACCAAGGAGGUCGUCCGCACCGUCACGCAGGCCGUCACUCACGCUGUGAGCCAGACCCAGACCCAGACCAAGGAGGUCGUUCGCACCGUUACCGAGUCCGCCCAGGUCGCCCCUGCGCCCAUCGUCCCUCCCACCACUGUGACCAAGGAGAUGAUCCGCACCGUGACCCAGACUGGCGCACCGGUCACUGUUACGCAGACGCAAGCCGGCGCCCCUGUGACGGUUACUUACACUCAGGCCGGCGCUCCCGUCACUGUCACGCACGCAGUUACUCAGACUCAAGCCGGCGCCCCUGUGACGGUCACCUACACCCAGGCCGGCGCUCCCGUCACGAUCACGCAGGCCGUCACUCACGCCGUCACCGAGACCAAGGAGGUCAUCAAGACCAUCACCGAGUCUGCUCAGGUCGCCCCGGCACCGAUUGCCCCUCCCCAGACUGUUACCAAGGAGGUCCCCGUCCACGUUACCGUCACCCACCAGGGCCAGGCCGUCGAGAAGACGGUCACCAAGGAGCUUGUCAAGACGGUCACCGAGUCCGCCCAGGUUGCUCCCGCCCCGGUUGCGCCCCCGGCGACCGUCACCAAGGAGGUCCCCGUCCACGUCACCGUCACCCACCAGGCCCCGGGCAGCGAGAAGACGGUCACCAAGGAGGUUCCCGUGCAUGUGACCGUCACCCAGCACGGCCAGGCCGUCACCGUGACCUCGGUGCACCAGGUCGUCCACACCGUCACCCAGGGCGGCCAGAACCAGAUCCACACCGUCGUUCACACCGUCCAGGUCCCCGUCGUCCACACCAGCGUCGUCACCCAGCACGUCCCCGCCCCGGCCCAGACCGUCACCGUCACCGUCGGGGCCAGCCACAGUGCUCCCCCGUCGCACGCCAUGCCUCCUCCUCCUCCUCCCCCUCCCCACGUCGCGCCCCCCAAGGUCGUCAUGCCGCCCCAGCACCAGGCACCCCCGGCGCCUCCUGCUCACAUGCCGCCGCCCCCGGCCGCCGCACCACCUUCGCACAUGCCUCCCCCCGCUGCUGCGCCGCCUUCGCACAUGCCUCCUCCGGCCGCCGCACCGCCCGCCCAUAUGCCGCCGCCGCCGCCCGCUGCACACCCCAUGCCGCCCCCGGCUGGGGCACCCAUCAUGCCGCACGAGCCAGCCUCGCCUGCCGCAUCGUCGAUGCCGCACGCUUCGGCAGCACCCUCCGCCGCUCCAUCCUCGCCCGAGGCCGCACACUCCUCCGCCGCCGCACCGGCCGCGGAGCACACCCCCGCUCCGACAAAGAGGAUGGCCCGGAGGUAUUCGGCCUAA